AACGGUGGCCUUGAUGAUCUCCUCUGACGGAAUAAAUACUUUGAUAUUGACGUCAAAUCCCCGGCAUGCCCAAGCAUGGUCAGCUUUUUUUCCGCGUGUAAUCGGGUUUUCCUUCGGCUAUUUCCGUUGAAGUUACACAAUCCCCGCCCCACUUGAUUCCUGUGUUGUUUGGGGACAGUAGGAAGAUGGCGGCUGCUCCGCUAUACUGUGUCUGCCGGCAGCCCUAUGAUGUGAGCCGGUUUAUGAUCGAAUGUGAUAUCUGUAAGGACUGGUUUCACGGCAGCUGUGUCCAAGUGGAGGAGCACCAUGCAGCCGAUAUUGACGUCUAUCACUGUCCCAACUGCGAUGUCCAGCACGGACCCUCCUUGAUGAAAAAGCGCAAUAACUGGCAUCGCCAUGACUACACCGAGCCAGGUGACGGCACCAAGCCGGUGCAGGCGGGGACGUCAGUGUUUGUGCGGGAGCUGCAGGAGAGGAGCUUUCCCAGUGCGGAUGAGAUUGUCUUGAAAAUGCAAGGGCACCACGUGACCCCAAAGUAUUUGGAGAAGCACGGGUUCAACCACCCCAUCAUGUUGCCCGAGUUUGAGGGACUGGGUCUCAAGCUGCCCCCUCCUUCCUUCUCCGUAAAAGACGUGGAGGAGUGUGUGGGGGGUGACAAAGUCAUUGAUGUCAUUGACGUUGCCAGACAAGCAGACAGCAAAAUGAAACUCAAAGAGUUCGUCAAGUAUUACUACCAGCCUCAGCGACCAAAAGUGUUGAACGUCAUCAGCUUGGAAUUCUCAGACACCAAGAUGUCUGACUUGGUGGUGGUACCGGAUGUCGCUCAGAAGAUGUCCUGGGUGGAGAACUACUGGCCGGAUGAUUCCUUCUUCCCCAAGCCCUUUGUGCAGAAGUAUUGCCUAAUGGGGGUGAAAGACAGCUACACUGACUUCCACAUAGACUUUGGGGGCACGUCGGUGUGGUACCACGUCCUUUGGGGAGAGAAGAUAUUCUACUUGAUCGAGCCGACCAAGGCAAACCUUGCACUUUACGAGGCAUGGAGCUCCUCUGUCAAUCAGAGCGAAGUAUUUUUCGGGGAGAAGGUGGAGAAGUGCUACAAGUGCGUGGUGCGGCAAGGAACCACUAUUCUCAUUCCCACAGGAUGGAUCCAUGCCGUUCUCACCUCUCAGGAUUCUAUGGCUUUCGGAGGAAACUUUCUUCACAACUUAAACAUAGGCAUGCAGCUCAGGUGCUAUGAAAUGGAGCGACGUCUGAAGACCCCUGACCUCUUUAAGUUUCCCUACUUUGAGGCAAUCUGUUGGUAUGUGGCCAAGAAUCUCCUGGAGACAUUGAGAGAAUUGCGAGAGGAUAACUGUCCGCCCCAAGCCUACCUUGUGGAAGGGGUGAAAGCUUUAAUCAGUGCACUGAAAACAUGGCUUAAAAGAGAGGUGACCGAGCCCACCAGUGAGGUUCCUGACCAUAUCAGACCACACCAUCUGGUCAAGGAGCUCACCAAGGAAAUCCGCUACCUGGAGGAGGACCAAGGCAGUGGUGGUGGACACAAGCCAAUGAAAACUCAGGGAAAUGGGGGUUGUCCCCUGACUCGCUCCACGCUCGAGCGUGGGUGCCACGCCAGGCGGGCGGCUCGGAGGUUGCGGGAGCAGCAGCAGCAGCAGCAGCAUCAGCAGCACACCCCGAAGCUGUCCUCCAACCUGGAUGUCCUGGAGCGGCACACGCGCGAGGUCCUGAAGAGGCUGGAGGUCGGCCCACUGGAGGAGGAUCCAGACUUUAGCACAAGAGUGCAUGGAAAGUUCAACAAGGUCUCCAUGGCUUCUGCGGUUACGAUCGAGAAGGGCCUGGACAAUAAUCUGCACCUGGUGAUGUGCAAUGGCAGAAUUGUCAGAGACCAGCGGCCUCGUGGUUUAAUGAAGACUUCGGUAAAGACUGAGAACGGAAAUAUGUUGGCAUACCAACUUAAGCAGGUCAAGACAGAAAGGAUCGAUUCGGAUGAAGAGCAACAUUGCUCCAGAGAUUUUCACACAAAUACUCAGCCAGAACUCAGGGGAGAAACGUCUGGUGUUUCGGAUACCGAAUCGGAGGACAGUGGAAGCACAGAGCGGAGGGAUUCCUCUUCGGAGGAUGAUUCAGGGAGUUCUGAGGAUGAAAAGGACGACGUGAAAGGCUCGAUGGAGGACUCAGGGAGCGUGAUGGGGCACCAGGCUAACACAAAACACAAUCAUAAACACAGGCCACUCAAAAGAGAACGUCCUACCUCACCAAGCACAGAAGAAGCCAUUCAGGGCAUGCUGUCCAUGGCUGGGUUGCUCUGCCCACAGCGGCCGGACGAGGAUGGCAACUCGCAGGAGCCAUGGUGGUCCCGGACGGUUCACCUCUCCCCAGAACACCGAGACAGGCAGCCGCCGUCCGGCCCGGAGAGCAAGGUCUUCAUGGACAGCCAGGGCAACAGUAGCAGCGAGGCCUGGGACCAUCACGAGAUCCCGCCCAGCCCUUUACGCCAAGAAGACAGCCCGAGGGGGGACUUCCAGUACCGGGAGAGCUCCAUGUCCCCUCCCCUGCACCCUUCCAAGAGACAUGCUUCCAACCCCCCUCCCAUCAGCAAUCAGGCUACUAAAGGCAAACGUCCGAAGAAAGGAAUGGCUACAGCCAAGCAGAGACUGGGGAAGAUCUUAAAGCUCAACAGACACAAUCGUCUUUUUGUGUAGUAGGAAGAUUCAGAGAUGUCGACGGAGAAGAGCGCUGCUGUCUUUUUUGGGCUUGUAGCGGUCUGCUCCUCUUUGGAUUAGACACGUAGAACUUAACACAUACAAAGGCCACGAAAGCUACAUCUGGAGCAUGUGCACCCUCAACACGCCACAUACACACACACACACACACUCACUGUGCAUGCUAAUGAGACAGGGUAUGUUUGAUGGAAGCAAGCACACUGCUGCACCUGUUUGACAUCCAGAAGGUGGAGCAAAUUUAAAAAAAAGAAAAGAUAAAAAAGGAGAAAAGAAAAGAUAAAGAAGAGGAUAUGUUCUCGACACUGCAGGGACUGUGGGAAAUUUACAAUUGUGUUUUUUUUUUUUUUUUUUUUUUUUUUUUUUUUUUUUUUAAAUUCAUGAGCUCUCCAACAAUUUUUGCCGAGAUGUUGUCAAGAAUAAAGGAGCCUCCUUCCACAUUGGCAUCACAUAAGUCGAAUCGUCACACCAGUUACAACCAGCCUGUAUUGCAUUUUUUGCAUCGUUUUUUUCUCUCGUCUCCAUGGUAUUGGAGCUUCCACUGUUUCCCUACCUCCAUGACACCCUGUAGCGCCGAGGUGAACAUGCCUCGUGCUUUUUGAGGCCAAGGACAAUCAAGGACAAACUCCGCACGGAGGACAGGCUGUGUGGCCUGUUGAGGUUUAACACUGGGGUGGGGGAUCACCUAGUUGUAGGGUUGGUCUCUCGCUUUCUCUUUCUAUCUGUUCAUCUAUCUAUCUAUCUAUCCACUUCUACCUUUACAUCUGUCUUUAACCUAGAUAGCUGUCUGUCUGUCUUUCUUUACAUGGGGUCCUUCUAGACCUUGAGAAGGGAAAGGUGCUAUGGUGAUAAACUGGAAAUUCCUUAAUGGUGCUGAAGUUUGUGUGUCCUGCGUGUGUCCUUUUCCCCUGCCCCUAUCUCAGUCACACCAGCAAUAAUGAUGACCUGAUGUUGAGUGGAGUGAACUUAGGUCCUAGAGGGCAUUCUCAUGCAUUAGUCUUCCUCUGAUCGCCACUAAUCACCUCUCGCAAUGGCUGUACAAGUCAUUUGUACACAUGUAUUUUUUUUAUCAUCACAGCCACAGUCUGUCGGAAUGCUCUAAUGUUUUGCAUCCGUGAAAUUGUCGUUUUUUUUUUGUUUUUGUUUUUUAAACAAAAAGUAUCAAAGCCAUAUGUUAAACGUUUUGUGCAGCAAAAAUGCAGCUCAAGUCACGCCAACACAGAACCAUAGAUAAGUGCUUUGCUGCCUCCUGUUGGUCAGAGGAAGACCUGAUGAGAUUGCCAUCUUUAGUAUUCGUAGGGUAGGAGUUUGCUUGGUUUUAAAGGCAUUAGAUGAUGUACAGGGAUGGAUGAAUGACAGAGUAUCCUACUUAAUUUAUUUGCUUCUUUUUGGUAUCUGACUUGAUCAGUUUCUUUUGAUGGCUUUUCAACUGUGUAUUUAUUAUUAAGUCCUGAAUGCAUCCUAUAUCCUCACCUCCACACUGUACAAAGUAUUUUUUUGUAAAUGUUGAUAUUAUUAAACAGUUUACUUUAGCUCAACCUCGCACCACACUAAGUAAGUUUCCUUGACAUUUUAAAUGCCUGGCUUGAUGAGGCAUUGGGUAUUGAUUGAUUGGGCAAAACUGCAACCAAACUUAAUUAGGACACAGUUGCCUGAUUUGCGUGCUAAAAAUUCCAUUUGUAUUUUCUAAUUUUUAUACCAUGGAUGUGUUACGGAGUGGUAAAUAACUACUUUUAAUUGAUUUUCAUUUGUUUUUUUAAAAAAAGAGUCUGUCACUAUUUCUAAAUUCAUGCACUGUCCGUGAUGUUUGCUCCACCCUAUCUUUCUAUUUUGCUAAUUUCUGAAUUUAAGAAAAUUCCAAAUUUGAGAUGGUAUGGUGCCUAACUGCUAAGUGGGGUCUGCAGUUUGUCUCAGGGAACGAAUCACAGAGCUGACAUCUGAUUUCAUCACCAGCAAUGUCCGUCUGUGUUACUAUGGUUUCAGCUAUCAUGACGACGCUAUUUACGUACCAUAUCUUUAUGAUUAUGAUCCUGAGCCUUGGCCAAGCUCUUGGAGUACUACCUAAUGACCAUUUUAUUACUUUAAGUGAUUUAAAAAUACUUUGAUGGCUCACAUGAACUCAAUAUUGUAAUUUUAAAUAUAGCAGGUUAACCUAGGAGACCCAUGGUUGUACUUUGACCAAAUGUUUGAGCAAAAAUAAGAAGUACCUCAAUGUAAGUAUCAUUUGUGAUUGCAUUACACCAGAUGUGUUCUGAGUUAGGAGUGUUUUACGCAUGAGAAGCCUUUUUUAUUUUGUUGGUGGGUGGAAACAAUAUUCAAGGAGAAUUAACAAAAAAUGAAAGCGCCUCUACCUGACGGACAUGAUGUCCCUUUCUGAUACAAAAUUAAAUUUUUAGGAUGUGAACGUACUUUUUGCUACUGACUGUUGGUCUGUGUCCCUGUUUGUAGAAAGAAAAGAGUCAAGAUCCAUUUGAUGUAAGAGAGCUAAUCUACUACUUCCAACUACAAUACAUAACAGCAAUGGUGAUUCAACAUCUAUCCAAUACUAUUAUAUAUUAUUUUGACAUCCUAGAGUUUUUGAUUUUAAGCAAACUAUUUUUUAAGCUUUAAAAAAAACCCUGACCAGACAAGUUAACUAACUGGAUUAGCUGGAGCACAGCUUAACUUGUGAAUGCAAUGGUGAUAAUACCUCCCAUAAACACACUAUUGAACGUGUUGUAAGUCCUCAUCAUUGACCUUGACAUGCCCUUUCUUUGUUCUCUUACACAGAAAUAACAUUACAAACCACUUAGCUAGAUGUCCUUGUCAGAGCCCAUGUCACAUUUCCACAAUCUAGAGGUGCUAGCCUGCUGGCAGGGUUUUGCUCAUGCCUUCAGUGAUAUGUACAGUAUUUAUUUGGCUUCAUCUCUACAUUACAUCACAACUGUGGUAUGAAAUGGGUCACUGUGUUUGAAUUUAUAGAAUGGAACUGAUUUCAAUAUUUUGUAUGUGCUUCGUUAUUUAAAAAAAAAACAAAUGCAAUGUCAGUUCACUUUGAAAAAUGGCCUGUAAAUAUUGAAAAAAAAAAAAUACAAUUUCCUUUGUGUAUGAACUGUUUGUUCUUUAUACUAGCUUUGAACAAGAUUUCAAGUGGCAAAUAAAUCUGUUUAUUAAGUCAA
Molecule: messenger RNA, 5878 nt
Organism: Alosa alosa (allis shad)
Lineage: Eukaryota; Metazoa; Chordata; Actinopteri; Clupeiformes; Clupeidae
Gene: kdm7aa
Product: lysine (K)-specific demethylase 7Aa
Exons: 18
Coding region: 186-2702 (838 amino acids)
Biological process (GO): protein demethylation; regulation of transcription by RNA polymerase II
Molecular function (GO): transcription coregulator activity; histone demethylase activity
Source: RefSeq, a predicted model, not a curated record